This is a messenger RNA of Psammomys obesus (fat sand rat), 2099 nucleotides long. RefSeq names its product HAUS augmin like complex subunit 3 (gene Haus3). Gene Ontology annotation, biological process: centrosome cycle; spindle assembly. Bases 191 to 2002 code for a protein of 603 amino acids. NCBI's taxonomy places the organism in Eukaryota, Metazoa, Chordata, Mammalia, Rodentia, Muridae. Gene Ontology annotation, cellular component: mitotic spindle; centrosome; HAUS complex. The record is from RefSeq and is a predicted model, not a curated record. The transcript is spliced from 5 exons.
CUGCGGCGCGCGCGGUUGGUUGCUGCAAAGGGCGCCGGCGGGGCCCGCCUGAGGAAAGCACAUUAUAGAUUGUAUUUUUUCCCCCUUCUUCCAUGGACUUAGUGUAAACAUAUUUUUGUUUGAACUUAGUUUUUUAAAAUCAUUACCAUAGAUUCAUAUCAAAUAUUAAAAAAUCAGAGGUGGUUAAACCAUGAGUUGUGGAAAUGAGUUUGUGGAAACAUUGAAAAAAAUUGGUUAUCCCAAAGCUGAUAUUCUUAAUGGAGAAGAUUUUGACUGGCUGUUUGAGGCUGUUGAAGAUGAGUCAUUUUUGAAAUGGUUUUGUGGAAACAUGAAUGAACAGAAUGUAUUGUCUGAACAAGAAUUGGAAGCCUUCAGCACUCUUCAACAAUCAGGCAAGCCCGUCCUAGAGGGAACAGCAUUGGAUGAAGUUCUCAGAACCUGUAAAACUUUUGAUUUGAAGACACCUAUACUGGAUGACAAAGAGAUACAGAAAUUAGAGGAUGAGGUUCAAACUCUGCAGAAGUUAAAUAACUUAAAAAUUCAGCAACGAAAUAAAUACCAGUUAAUGGCUUCCGAAACUAACUACAAGUCUCUGACAUUAAAUGCUAAGCAAGAAGAAGCCGCUAAGAAGCUGAAACAAAAGCAAGGAUUCCUAAAUGCUGUGAAUACUAAGCUCAGUAAUGAACUUCAAGUUCUUACUGAUGGAAUUAAUAAUUUGAUGAUAUUCUUCAAAAAUUCUAAUUUAGGUCAAGGGACAAAUCCAAUGGUGUUUUUAUCUCAGUUUUCAUUGGGAAAAUAUAUAAGCCAAGAAGAGCAGAGCACAGAAGCCUUAACCUUAUAUACCAAAAAGCAAUUCUUUCAGGGUAUUCAUGAAGUAGUUGAAAGUUCAAAUGAAGAAAAUUUUCAGCUUUUAGAUAUACAAACACCAUCUAUUUGUGAUAAUGAAGAAAUUCUUGGGGAGAGACGACUGGAGAUGGCUAGACUGCAGAUAGCAUACAUCUGUGCCCAACAACAGAUCAUAUACUUGAAAGCGAGUAAUUUGAGCAUGGAGUCAAGUAUAAAAUGGGCAGAAGAGAAUCUUCAUAGCCUAACCAGCGAGGGUAUUGUUAAAGAAAAUUUGGAUGCUAAAAUUUCUAGUUUGAACAGUGAGAUUCUAAAACUUGAAGAACAAAUCACUCAUAUAAAAGAGAAAAUUUUGCCUGCUGUGGUAAAAGAGAAUGCACAGUUAUUGAACAUGCCGGUUGUAAAGGGAGAUUUUAAUCUGCAGAUUGCUAAACAAGAUUAUUAUACAGCAAAACAAGAGUUAGUUUUAAGUCAGUUGAUAAAGCAGAAGGCAUCAUUUGAGCUUGUACAGCUAUCAUAUGAAAUUGAGUUGAGAAGACAUUGGGAUACAUAUCGGCAACUUGAAAAUUUGGUUCAACAACUUAGGCAAAGAAACAUGGUGCUCUGCCAGCAGUUAACAAGGCUAACAGGUCUACCGGCAUCUGAGCGGUUAAGCUCAAGGACUCCCAUCAACACUAAGGAUUAUUCUGCUCAUAGGCUUUAUCAACUUUUAGAGGGAGACAAUAAGAAAAAAGAAUUGUUUAUAACCCAUGAACACCUGGAGGAAGUAGCUGAGAAAUUGAAACAAGAUGUUUCUCUAACACAAGAUCAGUUGACUGUAUCUACUGAAGAGCGUUUUUUCUUUCUGUCUAAACUGAAUAAUGAUGUGGACAUGCUUUGUGAUGCUUUGUACCAUGGAGGGAAUCAGCUAUUGCUUUGUGAUCAGGAGUUAAUGGAGCACUUUCAUCAAGUUGAAUCUCAGCUGAAUAAAUUAAAUCAUCUCCUUACUGAUAUUCUUGCUGAUGUGAAGACAAAAAGAAAAGUUUUAGCAACAAAUAAAUUGGAUCAAGUGGGAAGAGAAUUAUAUGUAUAUUUUUUUAAAGAUGAAGACUAUCUAAAAGAUAUUGUGGAAAAUUUAGAAAACCAGUCAAAGAUUAAGGCUUCUGGUCUUAAAGAUUGAAGAUUUUUAAAAAUGGAGUUCUUAUAUGCCUACUAUGUUUUCAUUUUUAAGUAUCAGGAGACUAUAUCUAAUAAAUGCUACUAAUUUUUCUCACAUA